Molecule: messenger RNA, 3408 nt
Organism: Prosopis cineraria
Lineage: Eukaryota; Viridiplantae; Streptophyta; Magnoliopsida; Fabales; Fabaceae
Molecular function (GO): RNA binding
Source: RefSeq, a predicted model, not a curated record
CUUGCAAAGACCAAAUGACCAAACCCCUUAACCCCGCGCAACAGCUGAGACCUGAAUCGGACACUUGCUUGAGGAAAUUCCCACCCUUUCAUUUGCGGGCCGCCUUUGCUCACGGCUCUUGCUCGUUUUGAUCCUCUUCGAGCCGGCGGGUGCCUUCUUCUAAUGAUUUUUCUGUUCUUCUGACCUGAAUACGAUAUUGCAACCAUCCCGCAGUGUACAUCUUCAAUUUUUGCCUGUCAAGUGUCUUCCUUGGGUUCGAACAUGGGGAAGAACAAAGUGAAGGAAAGUGGUGGGAAAGAGCACUGCCCCUCGACUGUGUUUGUCUCGAACUUGCCCUACUCAUUCACCAAUUCUCAGCUGGAGGAGGCGUUUAGCGAAGUUGGACCAAUCAGGCGCUGCUUCAUGGUCAUGCAGAAGGGGUCAUCCCAUCAUCGAGGUUUUGGUUAUGUUCAAUUUGCUGUUGAGGAAGAUGCUAUCCGUGCAAUUGAGUUGAAGAAUGGUUCAUCUGUUGGAGGUCGGAAAAUUGCAGUGAAGCAUGCUAUGCCUCGUCCUCCCCGUGAAGCGAGACAGUCAAAGUCAAAUCAAGGGGAGAAUGCUGAUGAAAUCCCAGAGUCAAAAAAUGAUGACAAUGAUGGUGGCUUGUCUGGAGUGAAGAAGCCUUCUUCAGUUACCAAGGAAAAAGUUGCAAAUAAUGAAAACCAUUCAAGGAAGCCUAAUGAAGUGAAAAAAGCAGUUCUUUGUAGUGACAUAGCAGAUGAGGGGGGUUGUUCUGAAAAGCAAAGGGUUGCUAGAACUGUCAUAUUUGGCGGUCUUAUCAAUUUGGAUAUGGCUGAAGUUGUUCAUAGCCGAGCAAGGGAGAUUGGCAGUGUGUGUUCUGUAAAGUACCCCCUUCCUAGGGAAGAAUUCGAGCAGCAUGGUCUCUUGCAAGAUGGAUGUAAACUGAAUGCUUCAGCUGUACUUUACACAAGUGUGAAAUCAGCACGAGCAUCUGUUGCAAUGCUGCAUCAAAAGGAAAUUGGAGGAGGAACUGUUUGGGCACGUCAAUUGGGUGGAGAGGGCUCGAAGACUCAAAAAUGGAAGCUCAUUGUAAGAAAUCUUCCAUUCAAGGCCAAGGAAAAUGAAGUAAAAGAACUGUUCUCAUCUGCAGGGUUUGUGUGGGAUGUAUUUAUUCCACGCAAGUCUGAUACAGAACUGUCAAAGGGUUUUGCAUUUGUGAAAUUCACUUGCAAGCAAGAUGCAGAAAAUGCUAUUCAGAAGCUUAAUGGAUCGAAGUUUGGCAAACGGCUCAUAGCUGUUGAUUGGACUGUUCCAAAGAAGAUAUAUAGCAGUGAUACAAAUGCAACACUUGCUUUAGAAAAUGGACAACAUGAGAUGACAGAUGAAGAUGGUAGUAGUUCUGAGGACAAUUCAGAGCAUGAUGUUGAGGAAACAGGCAUAGAGGCCCGUCAAGAUGAUACUGAUCGAGAUGACUCCAGCUCCUCACGGGAACAAGAUGUACCAUCUGAAGUUAACUUUGAUGAGGAAGCAGAGAUUGCAAAAAAGGUUCUUAAGAGCCUAAUCACAUCCUCCACCAAAGGAACAUCUGCAAAUGAUGAUUCUGUUUUGCCCAAGAAAAACAAGGAAUCAAAAUCCAAUAAAAAUGUUAACGAGGCAGAUAAAAAAUCAUCUAAAGAAUUAGAAAAGGUUACAGGUGUUUCCGAGCCUGAAAUCUUGGACAGAAGGAAGAUAUCCAAUUUUAAGCAAACGGAAGAAGAAAAAGAUUUGCAGAGAACUGUUUUCAUAAGCAAUCUUCCCUUUGACUGUGAUAAUGAAGAAGUGAAACAACGAUUCUCUGGAUUUGGGGAAGUGGAAUACUUUGUUCCAGUCCUCCACCAGGUGACCAAACGGCCUAGGGGAACUGGUUUUCUCAAAUUUAAAACUGCAGAUGCAGCUGAUGCUGCGGUUUCAACUGCUAAUGCAGCUUCUGGCUUGGGUGUACUUCUUAAAGGUAGGCCAUUAAAAGUUUUGAGGGCUUUAGAUAAGAAAUCGGCUCAUGACAAGGAACUAAAGAAGGCCAAAAAUGACAAUCAUGACCACCGCAAUCUUUACCUGGCAAAGGAAGGACUCAUUCUUGAAGGAACUCCAGCUGCUGAAGGGGUUUCAGCCAGUGAUAUGUUAAAACGCCAGGAGUUGGAAAGGAAAAAGGCAACAAAGCUACAAUCACCAAAUUUUCAUGUUUCGAGAACUAGACUUGUUAUUUACAACUUACCGAAGUCGAUGACUGAAAAAGAGCUCAAGAAGCUUUGCAUUGAUGCAGUUACCUCUAGGGCCACCAAGCAAAAACCUCAAAUUCGGCAGAUAAAGUUCUUGAAGGAUGUGAAGAAAGGAAAGGUGGUUACAAAAAUUCAUUCACGUGGAGUUGCCUUUGUUGAAUUUUCAGAGCAUCAGCAUGCCCUUGUGGCUCUAAGAGUUCUUAAUAAUAAUCCAGAAACUUUUGGUCCUGAACAUCGGCCAAUUGUGGAGUUUGCUGUUGAUAAUGUUAAAACACUUAAACUUCGGAGAACAAAGAUACUGUCUCAGCAGCAGGCUGCUGCUCAUGGUGACAGCAAUGUCGUGGAAAAUGAAGAACCCCAUGUUCCAGGUUUCCAUACCAAUGGAAAGGGUAGAAAACGAAAAUUACAGGAUCAUGACAGACCAGUGAAGGAUUCAGUGCUCGAUAAAGAAGAUGAAUCAACAAUUAUAUUGCCAAAUCAACAUGCCAUAGGAGCACGCAAUUCCAAAAGGCAGAAAGACAACCGUAAAAGUAAGAAGGCAGAAGGGUCAUCAUCACAGAGAGAAAAUUCAGAAACCUUGUCCACGAAGCCAAAUAAUUACCAAGAUGACCAGAAUCGCGGUGGUAGGAUGUCAAACACUGUUAUUGGCUCCUACAAAACAAGCAAUGGUAAAAAAGUAGAUCAUAGAUUGAAGAAGAGGAAGACGCAGAAUCAAGUAGAAGAUGGGGAAAUGGUACCAAAGAAACGAUCAAAAAAGAAUAAAGAACCUGUAGGGAAAGACGUGGUAGAUAACCUUGACAUGCUCAUACAGCAAUAUAGAUCGAAGUUCUCACAGCAGGGUUCAGGGAAUGAUGGGGAGAAAAAACCUUCCAAACAGCUAAGAAAAUGGUUUGAACCAUAAUUAGUAUUGGCUAGCUAUGGAACACCGGCUUCUGUACCAUGCUAAGAAUUGUCACUGCUAUUUUUUUACUUCCUUUUUAGCAACGUAAUUCUUAGGACGAUUUUUGAUUUAUUAUUUAAAGAAGCCACAGUUUUGGGUGUUGUUUGGCUUCUUCGUGUCUGCUCUUGGACAUCACAAGUAUUUCAUUUGACAGUAUGAAUUGAGGAAGUGAUACAGAACUUUUCAUUCAUGCAGCAAUAAACGAGUUGUGGCAAA